Molecule: messenger RNA, 882 nt
Organism: Clonostachys solani
Lineage: Eukaryota; Fungi; Ascomycota; Sordariomycetes; Hypocreales; Bionectriaceae
Source: the annotation of a GenBank genome assembly
AUGCAUCCUCAGACUGAGGCUGCAAACCAGGGGAUUGGAUCACAUGGCAGCCCGGAACCUCCUGAUGUUGUAACGCUCGAAUCUUCUCACCGAUUGUCGCCCAGCAUCAGUCUGCACACCUUCUCGGUUCCAAAAAGGGCGAAUUUUCUAGCCUCAUUUCAACCCUCGCAAAAUGUGACACUCCAAUUUCCCGAUGACUUGGAUCUCAUCUAUGGAUCCAAAUCUUUGAAAGAGGAAGAUCGCUGCCUUACCUUCACUCCUUGCCAGCUCUCCGAGCCACCAGAUGCUGAUUAUUUAGCAAUGUCAGUGAUAACGAGGAACGGGCGCGUCACGGGACUUCUUGGAAUCCCGAGGCCACAUGGUCGGCUGACAGCCAAACUUGUUGGCACAGGAGGUGGCUUUCCAACACCUAAUACUGAAUACAUUGGCUCUACAACUUGCAUUGCAGGAGGAACCGGCAUUGCACCGUUUCUUGCAAUGGCAAAUGCUCGGUGGGGAGCAAAUGGCUGUCCAGGAAGAGUCUCAUUGAUAUGGAGCAUUAAUGGAAACGACUUCCCUUUGGUAGAAUACUUGAUACGGGAAAAGAUCCUCCAGAGCAUCGACUGGCUUUCUGUGACGAUUUUCGCCACGCCAGGUGAUGAGGUUGAUGGACUGGUAGCUGGAAAGACGGAGGAUUGGUGGGCCAAGAAAAUUAAUGAUCUGCCAGUAGAGAUUGAUUCAAGUAUUCAUGCUCGGUGCAGGAGAAUGGAAAAGGAAGAUCUGGACCGGGCAAUCUCAAACAGUGAUCAUCAGGUUCUCUUUUGUGGGAGUAAAUCGUUGGAGUGGCAGGUCCGAAUGUGGUGCCUGAAUAAGUGUCAAGUGUUCAAAACUGAACUGUCUUAA